CAAAUUGUUUAAAAAUUUAUUUAAUACCUAGUUUAUAUGAAAUAAAAAUGUCGCAACAAGAAAUAUCGUGUGGACUGGAUUAUGUGACAUCUCCAGAUAUACAACAAUGCUUAACAGAAGCAUUACACUUCAAUUAUUCGUUCAUCGUAGCGCCUAUAGUUCACCCACGUUUUCGCCGGUCGGUGCUUCCUAAUGGAAGUGUCGUCGGGGGAUUUACAAGAUCUGACAUGGUCAUAUCACCUCAAGACUGGACGACCAGGAUCGUGGGGAAACUGUCGCCUUAUUUGGAUGUGGAUGCACCGUCGCCAGCGGUUCGUCAACGCCAUGAAGAUUGUAUGAACGAGGAGCUAUCGUACUGCCGCGGCCUUGGCCUGCCUGCUGUUAUGUUGAAUUUACAUUCCAAAAACACUAAUAAUUUAGCUAGAAUAAUGUGUGAUUAUUUUGAGACUAGUUACCAUCCUACAAUAAUAUGGGCAUGUGUCCCAAUGUUCUGCAACAGAACUUUGAUAAACAGUGGACCAGAAAAUGAUGAGGAAAAUGAAGAACCGUGGAAUGAGACUUGGCUCUGGUGGUCUAAAUUCCAUGAGCGUGUCGGGUGGGAGAAGAGAGUUGGGGUGGUCCUUAAAUUGUCGGCAGACCUGCCAUCUCAGGAAAUUAUCAAAAGAUGGCUGGGAGAACCUGUGAAAGCCAUAAUUGUUCCAACUUCUAUAUUUCACAAUAAUAAAAAGGGAUAUCCAGUGCUGUCAAGGGCACACCAGCAGCUGGUAAUCAGUAUGGUGGAACAUGAUGCCCAGGUAAUCGUCAGUGGUGCCAGAAGGUCUAAUGUAGAGCACUACCUCCAGUAUUUGUACCGACUGCAUAAAAGACGACCAAACGCUGUGGAUGAUCCAAUGCUCAGUUAUGCCAGAGGUUGGGAAGACUAUCUUCAAACCCCACUGCAACCACUAGCUGACAACUUAGAUACAUACACAUAUAAUGUAUUUGAGAAAGAUCCAGUAAAAUAUGACCAGUAUCAAAAAGCUAUUGCUAAGGCAUUGGUAGAUUUACAAAAGAAAGCAAUAGCUAAAGCACUGAUAGAUUUUCAUAGUAAAAGAAAAUCUGAUAAUACAGAGAAUUCAUCUGAAGAUUCCUCCAUAAUCAACACUAAUGUGGACAAGUCUGUGACACCAAAGCAAGACCCAGAAGAUGGUACUGUCACAGUGAUGGUGCUAGGGGCUGGCCGCGGCCCUUUGGUCAGGGCAACACUUAAUGCUGCUGAUAUAACUAACAGCAAGGUGAAGGUAAUAGCAGUUGAGAAGAACCCGUGUGCUGUGGUGGUAUUGGCUGCCCAAGUGAGGGAGGUGUGGAAAGACCGAGAUGUCACCGUCGUGCCUGGAGAUAUGAGAUACCUGAAUUUGUCACCAAAAGCCGAUAUUAUAGUUUCUGAGUUACUAGGCUCUUGGGGUGAUAAUGAGCUAUCACCAGAAUGUCUAGACGGUGCAGCUAGUCUUUUGAAAAGCACUGGAAUUUCAAUACCUUGUCAGUACAAGUCCUACGUAGCCCCCAUAUCUACACCUCGACUUUGGUCAGCGGCUAAGGCAGCAACCAACAAUCCUUCACAGGCAGACAAAAACCUCGAAACCCUAUGGGUUGUGUACAUGCAAAACAAACAUGACAUAGCAGAAACAAAGGAAGUAUUUACAUUUGACCAUCCUGCUAAACCUGUCAUAGAUCAUGAGGGUAACGAAAUGACAAAUCACAGAGCCAUGGCAUUAACAGACAACAGAAGGUCUGCCACUGUUAAAUGGGAAGUGACUCAAGAUAAUGUGAUGCACGGUUUUGGAGGGUAUUUCGACUGUCAGUUAUAUGGAGAUGAGACAAUUAGCAUAGUGCCAUCCACACAUAGCCCAGGGAUGAUUUCUUGGUUCCCAGUGUUUAUACCAAUUAAGACGCCUAUAAGAGUUAAGAAGGGUGAUUUUAUUGAAGCAACAUUCUGGCGAUGCGUUAAUGCUCGCAGAGUUUGGUAUGAAUGGAUUGUGGAAGUGGACAACCGCAUAACACCACUUCAUAAUCCCAAUGGACGCAGUUCUGAAAUGCUGUUAUGAUUGUUUUGCAACAUAAUAUUAUGUUACUAAGAAUAUAUUAUUUUGCUAUUGAAAUUU
This is a messenger RNA of Aricia agestis (brown argus), 2141 nucleotides long. RefSeq names its product protein arginine N-methyltransferase 5 (gene csul). The transcript is spliced from 9 exons. Lineage: Eukaryota; Metazoa; Arthropoda; Insecta; Lepidoptera; Lycaenidae. Gene Ontology annotation, biological process: peptidyl-arginine N-methylation; regulation of DNA-templated transcription. Gene Ontology annotation, cellular component: nucleus; cytosol. The coding region runs from base 48 to 2084 and encodes 678 amino acids. The record is from RefSeq and is a predicted model, not a curated record.